Molecule: messenger RNA, 2633 nt
Organism: Diabrotica virgifera virgifera (western corn rootworm)
Lineage: Eukaryota; Metazoa; Arthropoda; Insecta; Coleoptera; Chrysomelidae
Product: piggyBac transposable element-derived protein 4-like
Exons: 2
Coding region: 322-2349 (675 amino acids)
Source: RefSeq, a predicted model, not a curated record
UUAAGCCCCAUGUGUACCACACUGGCACACACUCUAGUUUUAUCUGGGACCGUGUGUACCUAUCAGGCCACAGCGAAGUGUCGUGUUCCUAAUGCCGUGGCUCGUCGAGGAUCGCAUUUGCCGUGCUUUCUUAUGUAUAAAUGUGUGUAAACGGUCUGUGGUAAACAAAAUCAGAGGUUGGUCCGUUAAACCACGUGUUCACAAACAGGUUAGGUUAUAAUUUCUAACAUGCUUCAGUCAGUAUCGGUUCGAACGUCUAACGAGGCUAACACUAUUUUCUCUUCAGUUUUUUGUUAAAAAGUGGAACUAAAAAAUAAGAUAAUGUUCCGUAAAGGACUAUCGGAAGACGAACUUCGCAGACUUGCUGAGGAGAGUGACUUUAGUGAUAGUAGUAUGUCUGAAAGUACGUUUUAUGAUUCUGAUGCCGAUCCAGUGUACAAUGAAAAUGUUACUGAUGGUUCUUCAGACUCAUACAGUAGUGAAUAUGAGUCUCGUAGAAAAAAAGCUAAAAUUUGCAAACAAACACAAAAUUGCAAAGAAUUUACUGCAGGUUCUAGUUCUAACCAAAAGGAGGCUGAUACAAGAAGGAUAGAAAAAGCUGAAUCUGCAAACGUUAGCCUGGAAGCUGUUAUUGACGAUGUAUCAAGAAAUAAAAUAACUGCAGGUCCUAGUUGUAUCCAAAAGGAGGCUGAUACAAGAAGGAUAGGUAAGUUAUUUAGGAAUGCACAAAUUCUGUUUGUAGUUUACUUUUUUUUUUGCUUUGUAGAAAAAGCUGAAUCUGCAAACGUUAGCCUGGAAGCUGUUAUUGACGAUGUUGUAUCAAGAAAUAAAAUAACAUGGAGCGAUGUGCCAAAUCCAGAUGAUCUCAAUAAGUUCGAACUAUCAUUUACUUCAGGAAUAAAUCAGGAAGAACUCGCAAAACUUACAGACCACAAACCAAUAGAUUUCUACCUACUGUUUAUCGACCGUCAAGUGCAAGAUUUGUUGGUUACUGAAACUAAUAAAUACGCCGAACAAACCAUAAUCGCUGGUAUUGUAAAUGAGUCAAUAACGAAACAUUCGCUUAUGAGUAACUGGAGACCAAUUGACAGAAAAGAAUUGCUUCGAUUUUUGGCUCUCAUUAUUUGGAUGGGGUUAGACAGAAAACCGAAACUCAGAAAUUAUUGGAGUAACAAUUUACUUUACAAAAAUGAAGUUUCUAAAAUGUGUGAAAUAAGUAGAAGUCGAUUUGAAAUAUUAUUACACUUCUUUCACAUUUCAGAUAACGAGAGCUGCCCACCUGGAAACAGACUCUACAAAAUUUCUCCUCUUGUACAAAUACUAAAUGAAAAGUUUCAGAAAAUGUGUACUCCUAGAGAAUCGUUAUGUAUUGACGAAACUAUGGUGCCAUUUCGUGGUAGACUUAGUUUUUUGCAAUACAUUCCUGGAAAAAGACACAAAUAUGGAGUCAAAUUGUUUAAACUUUGCGUCGCAGAUGGAUAUACGUACGCCGUUAAAGUGUACGGUGGAAAAGAGAUGCAACCAUCUGAAAAGUCGUUAGCAUCCAGAGUGGUGAUGGAACUUAUGCAACCGCUUCUAGAUACAGGCAGAAGUUUAUAUACUGAUAAUUUUUAUACGAGUGUUGACUUGGCUCAUGAUUUAAAUAAUAGGAAAACCCAUUUAGUCGGAACAUUACGUUCCAAUAGGAAACAUAAUCCCAAAGCGGUAGUCAAUGCAAAAUUAAAAAGAGGUGACAUGAAGUAUCUACAGAGUAAUACAAAAGUUGUUAUCGGAAAAUGGAAAGAUAAACGGGACGUUUUGUUUUUAACGACCAAGGAUAUUCCUUUGAUGAUAGAUGUUCAAACAAAACGUGGACCUGUUCCCAAACCAUCGACCAUUGUUGACUAUAAUUCUGCAAAAUCUUUUAUCGAUGUGUCGGAUCAAAAGGCUGCAUAUAAUUCCCCUGUUCGACGAAGUAUGAAGUGGUAUCGUAAAUUGGCUGUGGAAUUACUAACAAAUACCGCACUUGUGAACUCUUUAGUUCUCUACAAAUCUGUUACUGGCAAACAUCUCUCAAUUACUGAGUUCCGUGAACAGAUUGUUCAAAGUCUUUUAAUGCCUCAAACAACUUCUGAAAACUCUUUAACAACUUCUGAAAACUCUUUAACAACUCUGCAUACGUUGGACGAGAAAGAGAAAAGGGGAAGGUGUUCAGCAUGUUACAAGAACUUUUCGAACCGUGAAGGAAGAGCAUCAGCGAUGAAGAAUGCCAAAAGGGUAUACACUUUUUGUCCGGCAUGUGCCGUUAAUACCGCAUAUAUGUGUGUUAAGUGUUUUGUGAAUAUUCAUACAUGUUCUUUGAAAAAAUAAAUUGUUUUUGUAUUUUUAAACUUAAAAUAUCUUAGGGAGAAGGUAUUUGAUUAUCUUCCUGGUGUGAGCCAAUAUGGCACACAUGGUCCACAUUAAAACAAAUUACAAAAAUAAUUAUAAAUAGACCGUGUGUACCCUGUUGGUACAUGCUGUUUUUUACUUAAAAAAUGUAUUUUGUUUUUAUUUUAGAAUAGAAAUAAAUAGUUAUACACAUUCUUAUUUCAAAAUUAUUAAAAAAAUGUUCCGGUCUGACAGAAAAAUUAUGUCAUGAUGGUCCGGGGCUU